AAAAGCAGAGGAGGCAGCAGCGGUAGCGGCGAGUCUGGUGGGCGAGCCGAUAGACGUGGAGGGGUUUCGGGGACACACGGUGUUCCUCCGCAAGCCUCCCCUUCCCUUCACCUUCUCCCCGUUCCCCCACUUAUCUCCCUCUGCUUUGCUCGGCUCCCGUCAUUCAGAAAGCGGAGGCAGCAGCGGUAGCGGCGGACCUGGUGGGCGAGCCGAUAGACGUGGAGGGAAAGCGGAGGCCGCAGCAGUGGCAGCGGAUCCAGUGGGCGAGCCCAUAGACGUGGAGGGGUGUCGGGGGCGCACGGUGUACAUUCACAAGCUGGCUCAGGCGUACAACCGCGGGCUGGUCGGGCAGUGCGCCACUCUGCUGCCCUGGUUCUCCAUCUGCCCGCACUUCCAGAACGACGGCUUGGGGAACCGAAUCCGCAACAGCAAGCUGCUUCUACCCUCUGGCCGAUGGUUCGAGACGCACAUGUACGCCCUGGAGAUGGUGUUUCACUACCGCCUGCGCAAGGCAUACAAGUGCAUCACGAGCGACCCAGACAGGGCAGACCUGUUCUUCAUCCCCUUCUAUGCGUCGCUGGACGUGACCCGCUGGCACUUUGCCAAGAACGCGUGUGUGUGGCGCAAGACUUCUUUUGAGGCGCCUCAAAAGUUCAAGAAGCGCAACCGAGCGGACCAUUUCAUCGUGCUGGGGCAGGGCUCGUGGGACUUCCGGCGGUCAGAGGGAUCUCAGUGGGGAAACCGCCUGCUGCUGCUGCCCGAGAUGAAGCACGUGACGAAGCUGGUGCUGGCGGCCAACCUGUGGGAGGAGACCGAGAUCGGCAUCCCGCCUCUCACCUUCUUCCACCCGCGCUGGGAGAAGGACUACAAGACAUGGCAGCGCAUAGCCGAGUCGCACCGGCGCACAUCUCUCGCGGCGUUUGCAUCACUGAGGGACGCUUUCAGCAAGCACAACAAGGCGCUGGGCAGGCAGUGCAAAAAAGCCAAGGCGUGCCGAUACUUAGAGUGCGUUGAGGACAUCUGCACGCGGCCAGAGGUGCUCAUGGAUCUAUUCACCGAUGCUGCCUUCUGCAUCGUACCGUCGGGCCACACGGGCGCACGCAGGGCCGCCUUUGACGCCAUCGUUGCUGGCUGCAUCCCCGUCUUCCUCGACUCCUUCGUGCCCUCCCAGUACAAGUGGCACCUACCAGCCAACAGCAGCACCUACUCGGUGACGCUGAGUGAGAAAGCGGUGCUGGCAGGCAAGGUUGAUGUCAUCAAGGAGCUCGAGAAGAUUCCAGGAAAGGAGGUGCGGCGCAUGCGAUUAAAGAUCAUAAGGGAGGUGUUACCGGCAGUGGUCUACAACCAUCCGCGCAUGUACCCUAUGGAACAAAAGCGAGACGCCUUUGAUAUUGCCAUGGAGGAGGUAGUGAGGCGAGUGCAGCACAACAAGCAGGCAGCUACUGCGGCUUGA
This is a messenger RNA of Closterium sp. Naga37s-1, 1453 nucleotides long. NCBI's taxonomy places the organism in Eukaryota, Viridiplantae, Streptophyta, Zygnematophyceae, Desmidiales, Closteriaceae. The record is from the annotation of a GenBank genome assembly.